CGCCACCCCUACAAGAAUUGAAAAUUCCCAAUUCUUGAGCCAAAAUUUCCUAAUUUUCCCCUCAACCCUAAUUCCUUACAGUCACGACUUCUCCACGACUCCAUCUCCGGAGAAUCGGCGAUCCCUAACCUCUACCAGCUCCGUUUUACGGCGGCGGACCAUCUCCGUUCGUCAACAUCAGACGAUUAUAACACUGUUUCAGUGUUUUGAGGUAGAAAGAAGAAGAAGAAGAAGAUAUGGAUGUUGACAUUGACCAUUACACCAUUCUUGGAUUACCAUCUGGUGAAGAAGGAUCGAAGCUCUCAGAAAAAGAAAUAACAAAAGCAUACCGAUUAAAAGCUUUAGAAUUACACCCUGACAAAAGACCAGAUGACCCAAACGCCCCUUCCAAUUUCCAAAAACUACAAACAUCAUACCAAAUUCUUAAAGAUGAAAAAGCCCGAAAACUUUUUGAUGAUCUUCUUCGAGUAAAACAACAAAAAAUUCAACGCCAAUCACAACACGACUCCAAACGUAGAAGAAUGAUGUCAGAUCUUGAAGAAAGAGAGAAGAAUGCUUUUUAUCAUCAAGAUCCAACUUCAAAAGCUAGAAAUGAAGAAGAAAGUAUUGCAAGAAAACUUAGAGAAGAAAUUAGUAGGAUUCGUGCAAUGCAUGGAAACAAUAAAACGGGUUUUACUGAAACCAGAGAAUUUUCUAGAAAGAAAGAAAAAGAAGAUGAAAGAAAAACUAGUGGGGUGGAGACAAAUAUGGAUAAAGAGAAGAUGCUUAAGGUGUCAUGGGAGAAGGGUGGUUUGGAGUAUAGUGCGGAAAGAUUGAGGGGGUUAUUUGAAACAUUUGGUGAGGUUAAGGAUGUGGUUAUUAGAAGUUCCAAGAAAAAGGGUUCAGCUCUUGUUGUCAUGGCUUCCAAAGAAGCAGCUGUGGCAGCAACUGGAACUGUGUGUGGAGAUCUUUCAAAUCCUUUAUUGGUUAUACCUCUUCAACCUACUGUAGCUAAUUCUUUUCCAACAUUUCGUGAGCCUGUGAAGUCUUCAAAUGGUCAACUUGUAAAUGAAGACCUUGUUGGAGCUAGAUAUCAGGCGUUUGAAGAUUCUGUUUUGCAAAAACUUCAAAAGGCUGCUGAGAGACAAAAAUGAGUUUUUGUAGAAUAUCUAGAAUUUAAAUUCCAAAAUUGCUACUUAUGUACAUUGGUUAUGUUAUAACAGAAAGAUAGGUAACAUGCAUUAGUAAAUUUGAGUUAUUAGAAAUCUUGUGCAAAUUUGAGUCCAAAAAUUAACUGAAGAGAGUAUUAUUAUUGUCUAUGGUGUGAUAUUUAUUUGCUUUUCUUUAGUUACAUGAGACAUGACGUUUAUUGAUGAGGGAGAGAAGGGUAUUUUUGACUU
Molecule: messenger RNA, 1379 nt
Organism: Lactuca virosa
Lineage: Eukaryota; Viridiplantae; Streptophyta; Magnoliopsida; Asterales; Asteraceae
Source: the annotation of a GenBank genome assembly